This is a messenger RNA of Alternaria burnsii, 5439 nucleotides long. Its product is annotated as cation-transporting atpase 4. Gene Ontology annotation, molecular function: P-type ion transporter activity; ATP hydrolysis activity; ATP binding. Gene Ontology annotation, cellular component: endoplasmic reticulum membrane. The record is from RefSeq and is a predicted model, not a curated record. NCBI's taxonomy places the organism in Eukaryota, Fungi, Ascomycota, Dothideomycetes, Pleosporales, Pleosporaceae. The transcript is spliced from 7 exons. Gene Ontology annotation, biological process: intracellular calcium ion homeostasis. Bases 1 to 5439 code for a protein of 1812 amino acids.
AUGGUUACUUCUACGGAGCGCAAGUACGAGUUCUUCGUGACGACAGACGAGCCACAUCAGCCAGCCGGCAUGGAACGAAGCGCGAUCCGCCGGUUAGUGAUGCGGAACUACUUCGAUACGAAGAUGGCUGGGCCACAGUUCAACGUGCCUGAACAUAGUUCGACGAGCACAGUCGUGGCGGAGAAGCAGCUGAAGAGCCGUUUCCGGUUAUCUGAACCGGGAAACGAGAAGAAGAAGACUUUGAGCAGGCAAAGGGAAUACCUAUACAAUAACAAUAAACGGAGAAAGAAAAGACCGCAGGUUCAGAGAACAAGAUCUGGUCCUACACCGCUGUCCUCAAAGAUCGGUGCCGAAGACAGCGGGAUAGCACACGAAAGACCAGUGCUAAAGGCCGACCUCAAUAUCUAUCAUACAGAUCCCUUUGGCGCUCUACCGAUGCCAGAAACGCCACAGCUAAAUGCGCUCUUCCGAUUGUACAAAGAUUCCCCCAAGAACAAUUCUGUCGGCCCUGAUGCUACGCACACAUGGAGCUCCUUUAUCUUGAAUGACGCUGGCUUGCUACAUGCUACUCUGGCAAGCUGGGCGCUAUACGGCAUGCUUGUGAAUAAGUCUCAUGAUCUGCGGGUGUGCGAACUCGAGCACAAAAACGAAGCAGUCCGAAACGUGACCUAUAAACUUGCAAUGUGUCGGGCGAACGUAUCUGACGAUAUUGUUGGCACGGUCCUGACACUGGCGAAUCUCGAGAAUCUGACUGGAGCUUACGAUGUAGCUCAACUUCACCUCACCGCAUUGAGAGUUAUGGUCGAAGAGCGAGGCGGGAUACUUGCUUUUGGAAAGAAUGAUGGCUUGACGCGAGGUAUAUUAUGGGUAGAUCUUCACGCCGCAGCAGCUUCCCGUACAACCCCGUUCUUUCCGCACGUGUGGCUGGGGCCAGAUGCACCUCUUCCAGACAAGCUGCAUGACGAGGCAACAUACACAUCACCAACCUCUCUGCUUCAAUUAUCUUGUGCUGCUAUCGAUUGCUUCGAUAUCUUCCAUCGACUACACCGACUCGCGCUUGCAACAUCGUCGCACUGGACAGGCCGUGUUGCACGCGUGGCUCUAAGUAAUCUUCUCUACACUACUCAGUUCAUUCUCCUUUCAGUACCCGAUCGCUCGCAGGACUUUCUCAAAUUCGACCAGAGCGUGCAGGACAACAACAAUGAAUGUAACAAGUCCCAGAAACAUAGAGCAGAUGCAGCGAGUGUAGUUGAAACCCUACUCGCAGCAGCUCUCAUCUUCAUUUAUGCGGUACUGCGAGCGCUACCACUGAACACUAAGAUAUUCGCUAUCCUUCUGCGGCGACUGCGCACAGCUAUAGAUCGACCAAAUACAUCAGUGCUAGAAACAUGGAAACGCGAGAAGAAUCUCAACAUGUUGCUUUGGGCUCUGGUCAUGGCAUGUUCUAUUGCGACAGAUGCAGAGCGAACGUGGUGGACCACACAACUCUCGGGAUUGAUGGCAUUUGGGCAGAGGACUGACGUUCGUCUGGACACGACAACCACAACCAUGGCCCCGCUUGUCGACAACCCCCAGAUCAAGCAGGCCAGCCUGCAUAACCCGCUGCCGCUGCAGCUGCACACCUACAUCUGGCCAUUUUUAAUAAUAUGGCCGGCCUUCUCCGCCAUAUACUUUUCGCCGCAGCGCUACGAGCAGUACAUUCAGUCGUCGGAAUGGACUUUUGUGUGGAUUGCCAGCAUCACCACCUUCCAGUCGCUGUUCUGGCUCAUGACGCACUGGAACGUUAACCUCAAGAGCGCAUUCACCACCACCUCGGCCGGCGACGUGCGUUCUGCAUCGCUCAUCAAAGUCCAGCCGAUCAAGAAUGCCGGCGCCGCUGAGAUUGUGCCAUUGGUGCGCGACAACGUUGGUGGAAAGCCGAACCUCUCGUUCCUCUUCCAGAAGCGACGUUUCCUCUACGACGCCGACAAGAAUUCCUUCGCCCCGCUCUCCUACCCCCUCGAUGUCGAACCCAAGCCCCAGCUCAAGACGUUCCAGCAGACCCAAGGCCUCGCCUCGCCCGCUGAGAUUGAGCGCAUCGCACAACACUAUGGCACAAACGAAUUCGACAUCCCCGUCCCAACCUUCACCGAGUUGUUCAAGGAACACGCCGUUGCGCCCUUCUUCGUCUUCCAGAUCUUCUGCGUUGGACUGUGGAUGUUGGAUGAAUACUGGUACUACUCGCUGUUCACCCUGUUCAUGCUGGUCGCUUUCGAGAGCACCGUUGUGUGGCAGAGACAAAGAACCCUGACUGAGUUCCGCGGCAUGAGCAUCAAGCCAUACGAAAUCUAUGUAUACAGGCAGAAGAAGUGGCAGGAGGUUAUGAGCGACAAGCUGCUACCCGGCGAUGUCGUCAGCGCAGGCAGGACCAAGGAAGACUCGGGUGUAGCAUGCGACAUGCUCCUACUCGAGGGUUCCGCCAUCGUCAACGAGGCUAUGCUUUCGGGAGAGAGCACACCGGUGCUCAAGGAAUCCGUACAAUUGCGACCUGGCGAUGCGCGCAUCGAGCCUGAGGGUCUGGACAAGAAUUCGUUCCUCUGGGGUGGCACCAAGGUCCUCCAGGUUUCGCACGGUAAUGAUGCUGAGGAAGAUGGCAGCGGCGUCAACAGACUUUCGUCUGGAGUCCCACCGCCACCGGACAAGGGUGCUGUUGCUGUUGUCAUCAAGACUGGUUUCGAGACCAACCAGGGCAGCCUCGUCAGAACCAUGAUCUUCGCUACCGAGCGCGUCUCCGCAAACAACGUAGAAGCCCUCUUCUUCAUCCUCUUCCUUACCGUCUUUGCCGUCGCCGCCUCGUGGUACGUCUGGAAGGAGGGUGUCAAGCUCGACCGCCAGCGUAACAAGCUGCUCCUCGACUGCGUCCUCAUCGUUACCAGCGUCGUCCCUCCCGAGCUCCCCAUGGAGCUUAGCUUGGCUGUCAACACCUCCCUUGCCGCGCUUAGCAAAUACGCCAUCUUCUGUACUGAGCCGUUCCGAAUUCCUUUCGCUGGACAGGUCGACGUCGCCUGCUUUGAUAAGACUGGUACACUGACUGGUGAAGACUUGGUCGUGGACGGUAUUGCUGGACUGUCACUGGGUCAAGACAAUGCUACGGUUGCUGCAGACGGUGCGCAUACUGAUCUCACAAAGGUCACAGAUGUUGGAACUGAAACAACACUGGUGCUUGCCGCCGCUCACUCUCUGGUCAAACUAGACGAUGGGGAGACUGUCGGAGAGCCUAUGGAGAAGGCCACUCUACAGUCCCUCGGCUGGAAACUCGGAGCCAAGGACACGAUCCAAGCUACGAUGACUACUGCCAAUUCGCAGGCCGAACUCGUACACAUCCGUCGCCGCUUUCAAUUCUCGUCUGCUCUCAAACGCCAGAGCUCUGUCGCAACUGUCCUGGUUAAUAACAACAAGACCGGUCGCAAGGUCAGGAGCACAAUCGCUGCAGUCAAGGGUGCGCCCGAGACUAUUCGCAAGAUGUUGGUCAACAUCCCACCGAACUACGAGGAGACAUUCAAACACUUUACCCGCAAUGGUGGCCGUGUCCUCGCUCUUGCAUACAAGUUUCUAUCUGAAGAAGGAGAGUGGGGCCAGAACCGCAUCAACGACCUCAAGCGUGAACAAGUCGAGUCUGACUUGCACUUUGCCGGUUUCCUCGUCCUCCAGUGCCCCUUGAAGCCUGACGCUGUCGAGGCUGUACGCUCCCUCAACGAGUCUAGUCAUCGUGUUGUCAUGAUCACUGGUGACAACCCGCUGACUGCUGUCCAUGUCGCUAAGCAAGUCGAGAUCGUCGACCGCGAUUGCUACAUUCUUGACGCGCCUGAGAACGACGAAACUGGCGAGAAGCUCGUUUGGCGCAGCGUUGAUGACAAGAUUAGCAUUCCUGUUGACCCCUCCCAGCCUCUGGACGCCGAGAUCUUGAAGACCAAGGAUAUCUGUCUUACUGGGUACGCACUUUCGAAGUUCUCUGGUCAACCUGGAUGGAAGCAGAUUCUGCGAUACACUUGGGUCUACGCUCGUGUCUCACCGAAGCAGAAGGAGGAAAUUCUUCUUGGCCUUAAGGACUGCGGUUACACUACACUAAUGGCUGGUGAUGGUACGAACGAUGUCGGUGCGCUGAAGCAAGCUCAUAUCGGUGUCGCCCUACUCAACGGAACCCGUGAAGACCUCGACAAGAUUGGCGAGCACUUCCGCAACACUCAGAUGAAGAAUGUGUACGAGAAGCAGUGUAACUUGAUGCAACGCUUCAACCAGCCUCAGCCACCUGUUCCGAUCAUGAUCGCGCAUCUAUACCCCCCUGGCCCAACCAACCCUCACUACGAAAAGGCAAUGGAGAACCAGGCAAAGAAGAAGGGUCUUCUUCCAGGUACCAAUGGUGUCGCUAACGGAUCAGCAUCUACUGGUACCCUUGUUCAACAACAGCCCGGUCAAGUCCAGCCGCCUCAGGCCGUCGGCAACCUUGCUCAGCAGAUGCAGGAGAAGAUGAUGAUGCAAGAGAUGGAAGAGAUGGCUGGUGAACCACCGACGAUCAAACUCGGUGAUGCUUCUGUUGCUGCGCCCUUCACCUCCAAGCUUGCGAACGUCGUUGCGAUUCCCAACAUCAUCCGUCAAGGUCGCUGCACACUCGUCGCUACAAUCCAGAUGUACAAGAUUCUCGCUCUGAACUGCUUGAUCUCUGCUUACAGUUUGUCUGUUCUCUACCUGGAUGGUAUCAAGUUCGGCGAUGGUCAAGUCACCAUUUCCGGUAUGAUGAUGAGCGUAUGCUUCCUUUCCAUUUCGCGCGCAAAGACCGUUGAGGCUCUAUCAAAAGAACGUCCUCAGUCCAACAUUUUCAACACGUACAUCAUCGGUUCCGUACUUGGACAAUUUGCUAUCCAUAUCGUCACCCUCAUCUAUGUCAGCCAAUACGUCCAACGUGUUGAGCCCAAGGACCCCAACCCAGAUCUCGAGAAGGACUUCGAGCCAUCCCUGCUCAACUCUGCAAUCUACCUCCUACAACUCAUUCAACAAAUCUCGACCUUUGCCAUCAACUACCAAGGCCGACCUUUCCGCGAGUCUAUCCGCGAAAACAAGGGCAUGUACUGGGGACUCGUUUCCGUCUCCGGUGUUGCCUUCUCCUGCGCCACCGAAUUCAUUCCCGAACUCAACGAGAAGCUCAAGCUUGUCCCCUUCACCACCGAAUUCAAGGUCAUGAUUACCAGCAUCAUGGCUUUCGAUUUUGUCGCUUGUUACAUCAUCGAGAAGGGACUGAAGUUUUUCUUCUCGGACAACAAGCCAAAGGAUAUUGCAGUCAGGAGACCGGAUCAGCUGCAGCAAGAGGAGAAGAGGAAGGCAAGGGCGGAGAUUGAGGCGCAGAGGAAGAAGAACGAAGAGGCGGAGAUGAAGGCUGCUGCUGCUGGAUUGGUUAAGCGGUAG